AUGGCGCUUAAGGCUUUCCAAGGCCGGCUGGCCGCAGGGAUUGGCAAGGACUUGCGAAUCUAUGAUCUGGGCUUGAAGCAGUUGCUUCAAAAGGUCCAAGUUGAGGUGGCGCCGCAACUGAUUGUCUCUCUAAACACUCAGGGCAACCGUAUCGUCGUCGGGGAUAUCCAGCAGGGCGCGACGAUGGUUAUUUUCGAUCAUGAGUGUCAGAAGCUAAUUCCUUUGGUUGAUGAUACAGUUGCACGCUUGACAACCUGUACGGCGAUGAUUGACUCCGAAUCAGUGGCUGGGGGUGAUAAAUUCGGUAACCUCUGGAUUGUUCGAUGUCCCAGCAAAGCAAGUCAGGAGGCAAAACAUGGUGGAAUUCGCCUCACCAAUGCCCAGCAGCAUCUGCAUGGGGCACCAACAAGAUUCGACCCAGUGGCCCAUUUCUUUACCCAAGAUAUACCGACUAGCAUCACCAAGACCAGCCUCGUCGUGGGUGGCCAGGAUGUCAUCCUCUGGAGCGGCUUGCAGGGCACUAUCGGCGUGCUCAUUCCCUUCGUCACGCGCGAGGACGCCGACUUCUUCCUGGCGCUAGAGGCGCAAAUGCGUUCUGAAGACCAAUCACUUGUCGGCCGCGACCACCUGAUGUAUCGUGGCUAUUACGUCCCGGCUAAGGGUGUCAUAGACGGAGACCUCUGUGAGAGGUUCAGACUGCUCCCAGUAGAGAAAAAGCAACAAAUUGCGGGAGAGCUUGGCCUCCGUGUGACGGAAGUCGAACGAAAGAUCUCAGAAGCUCGAACUCGAUCCGCCUUCUAA
This is a messenger RNA of Fusarium tjaetaba, 801 nucleotides long. RefSeq names its product pre-mRNA-splicing factor rse-1. Gene Ontology annotation, molecular function: protein binding; U2 snRNA binding. Gene Ontology annotation, biological process: mRNA splicing, via spliceosome. Gene Ontology annotation, cellular component: U2 snRNP; nucleus. The transcript has 2 exons. Bases 1 to 801 code for a protein of 266 amino acids. The record is from RefSeq and is a predicted model, not a curated record. Lineage: Eukaryota; Fungi; Ascomycota; Sordariomycetes; Hypocreales; Nectriaceae.